AUGGGCUGGAAACCUUUCAAGUUAAUACCGCCUGCUUUUGUGGCCAAAUUCGGAGGGUUAAUCUCGGAAAGAUCCUUGAUUAAGGAUGAUGAAGGGCGUUCAUGGCCCGUUAAAAUAGAGAAAACUGUUGACGGGGUUAACCGCAUCCGCCGCUGCUUCAUUCACCACGACGGUUGGCAAACGUUCGUGAAGGACAACCAUUUACAACAUGGCGACUUCUUGGUGUUCCGUUUGGCUUCCAAGUCGGUGUUCAAGGUUGUGGCGUAUGAUCCUACUUGUUGUGAAAAGAAGCUCAUGGUUAACCCACAAAUCAGGGGUGGUAGUAGUAGUGAUGAAGGCGAAGCUAGGCGGAGCAUAAGAUCAGGACAAAGAGUGGAUGAAGGAGCAACAGCAGCUGCAGCAGCAGGAGGAGGUAGAUCUUCUCCAGAAGAAGGAACAUCAGGUAACCCAAUUAUUAUUUCUCCACAACAACAAGAAGUCUCUUCUCCAGAAUCUACACCCAAAAGGUCAAGAUCUUUAGCGGAGAUAUAUGAGACAUGCAAUCCCGCCAUACUUGAAAGUUGA
This is a messenger RNA of Diospyros lotus (date-plum), 564 nucleotides long. RefSeq names its product putative B3 domain-containing protein At5g66980. The transcript has 2 exons. Gene Ontology annotation, molecular function: DNA binding. The record is from RefSeq and is a predicted model, not a curated record. NCBI's taxonomy places the organism in Eukaryota, Viridiplantae, Streptophyta, Magnoliopsida, Ericales, Ebenaceae. Bases 1 to 564 code for a protein of 187 amino acids.